AUUGCCGAACUAGCGCGGGGGUUAAUUGUUGAUCUAUUUUUUCCAACACAAUUUAACAUUCGUCUCCUUUUCUCCAAGGGAAAGGUAGGGAGGGCCAACAGCCGCCAUCUUUUAGGGAGAAGGGGGGGAGGGGAAAAGCGACAAUUGUAAAUAAACUCCCGGGGGGGAGGGACGGUGGCCGAAACGCGGCAAAAUACUUUUGUGAGGCCUGGAGGGCGACGACCGUUAGGCGCGUGCCUAGGAUUUUCCCCGCCCCUCCCAUCGCUGCGCGCGCGCCCCAGCUCCUCGUUCAGCCAAGGCAGCGACAUUAUGCGCGUGCGCGCGGAAUAACGGCCGCUGGCGGAGAGGGGAGGGGGGGACUCGGUAGAGGGAGGGGGGAGCCGCCCCAUCCCCCGCGUGCCCACCACCUGCACCAUCCUAGGCCAAUCAGCUCCUGUCUUGAGGGUCUCGCGCUAACGGAGGCCGGGGCAGCUGGGCGCCUCCCCUCCCCCCUCCUGCCCGUGUCCCUCUCUCUUCCCCCUCCCCCCUGGACUCGCGCGCCCGCGCUCGCGCUUGCCCGCGACUCCGUGUGUGUGUCCUCGCGCCCCCCUCCCGCCCGCUCGCCCGCCCUCCCCGCGCGCAGUGUGUGCUCCGCUCCCCCCCCCCCCAUCCUCCUCCCAUCCCUCCCGCCCCGCGCGCCUCCCGCCCGCCCUCCUCCUCCCUCUGGUCCCCCCUCCCCCCACCUCCUCCUCCCGCCCCGGGGUGAGCGCGAGCUGCCUCCCUCCCUCCCUCCGCCAUGGAUCCAGGCAACUGGAGCAGCUUCAUCUUCCAGGGUCACGCCCAGAAUCCCCUGCAGGUUGGGGCUGAGCUUCAGUCCCGGUUCUUUGCAUCCCAGGGCUGCAACCAGAGUCCAUUCCAGGCUGCCCCAGCCCCCCCACCGACUCCUCAGGCCCCAUCUGCUGAGCCCCUCCAGGUUGACCUCCUCCCUGUCCUCGCUGCAGCCCAGGAAUCUGCUGCUGCUGUGGCGGCAGCAGCCGCGGCUGCAGCUGCAGCCGCCGCCGCCCCCCCAGCUACUGCCACAGCUUCCACAGUGGACACAGCAGCCCUGAAACAACCCCCUGCGCCACCUCCACCACCCCCUCCAACCUCUGCACCAGCUCCUGAAGCUGCACCUCCAGCUACAAUUGCUGCUGCUACUGCCACAGCUGCUGCUGCCCCAACCUCCACAGCUGUUGUUGCUCCUGUAGCUACUGCUUUGGAGAAGAAAUCAAAGAGCAAAGGGCCAUACAUCUGUGCCCUCUGUGCCAAGGAGUUUAAGAACGGCUAUAAUCUUCGACGGCAUGAAGCCAUCCACACGGGUGCCAAGGCUGGGCGGGCUGGCCCAGGUGCUAUGAGGAUGCCCACCAUGGUGCCCCUGAGCCUCCUGAGCGUGCCAGCGACACUGGGCGGAGCUGGUGGGGGUGGGGGUGAAGGGGGAGCUGGGGGUGGAGGGGCUGGAGUUGGUGGAGGCGGCGUGGUGACUACCACAGCCUCUGGGAAGCGGAUCCGGAAGAACCAUGCUUGUGAGAUGUGCGGAAAGGCCUUCCGGGAUGUCUACCACCUGAACCGGCACAAGCUGUCACACUCUGAUGAGAAGCCGUACCAGUGCCCUGUCUGUCAGCAGCGCUUCAAGCGCAAGGACCGCAUGAGCUACCAUGUGCGCUCACAUGACGGCGCUGUGCACAAGCCCUACAACUGCUCCCACUGUGGCAAGAGCUUUUCCCGGCCAGACCACCUCAACAGCCACGUCAGACAGGUGCACUCAACAGAACGGCCCUUCAAAUGUGCGACAUGUGAAGCAGCAUUUGCUACCAAGGACCGACUCCGAGCACAUACGGUGCGGCAUGAAGAGAAGGUGCCAUGCCAUGUAUGUGGCAAGAUGCUGAGCGCAGCCUACAUCUCCGACCACAUGAAGGUGCACAGCCAGGGACCUCACCACGUCUGCGAGCUCUGCAACAAAGGUACAGGUGAGGUCUGUCCUAUGGCAGCAGCAGCAUCGGCAGCAGCGGCGGCGGCAGCAGCAGCAGCAGUUGCAGCAGCUACCCCCACAGCUGUGGGCUCCCUUUCUGGGGCAGAGGGUGUCCCCGUGAGCUCUCAGCCACUUCCCUCACAGCCCUGGUGAGCCCUGAGGUGGGGGUUGGGGUAUAGAGGAAAGGCCUCAGUCUCCUCUCUCCUCUCCCACCCCCUUCCCACCAACUCAGUUCCUUCCCUCACCAACCAAGGAGCCACCAGAAGGAAGGAGUGAAGAAAUGUUUUCUUAGGGGAAUUCGCUAGAUUUUAAACAUUUGUUUCUCUUCUCUCUCCCCUCCCUAUAUGAACCCCAUUGUUCCUCUGGUGAUUUGGGGGCCCCCUAGACUGAUUUCAGGGGUGACAGAGGACAUACCAGCUGUCUCAUUGCCCUCUCUUCUCCAUAGCCCUUCCCAUGUUCCCCUAGGGAUUCAAGAACGUUUCUUCCCUAAAGGUCCUCUUCCUUCCCACCUUUCCAAUCCCCUAUUUACCUACUGUCUGCUGCCCAUCCCUGGGGAGUUGGUGCUGUUUAAAUGGGGGGGGGAGGGGAGGGCAGGGAUUUAAGAGUGUGGAGGAAAAGAGAAGGAAAAUGAAAGAUUCUGUCCUGGGUGUGGGGAGAAGAGAGAUUUGAAAAGAAAGAGGUUAAGGUGAGGAACAAACAGUAAAGGACUUAGUCACAAGUGGGGGUUUGUUUGGGGUCCUUGGCCCUAAUCUUCUUCCUCUAGAAUGUAACAUAAUGAAGACUGGGCGAUUAAGGGGAUAAAACAUUUUGGGGAGAAGGCAGAGUAAGAGGCAGGACCUUGGGGAGGGGAGUAGGGUAAGUAAAGGACAGAAUGAGAGGAUAGUUUUUUGGGGGGUGCCAGAAAAUAAAGGUGCUUCCCAGGGGGGGAAUGCAGCAGCAGUAUUUCCCCAUUCCCUCUCAUCUCAACUGUAGUUCUGUCCUUUUUUUUUUUUUUUUUUUUUUUAUCCCUUUUUCCCCCUCCUCUCCCCAACAGAAAUUGUGGCCCUAGCCAUGACAUCGUGUUCCUGUGUCCCCUGCAUGUUCCCCACCCUUCACCCCCUCCUUUGCGGACCCCAUUACAAUAAAUUUUAAACAAAAACAAAAA
Messenger RNA from Antechinus flavipes (yellow-footed antechinus), 3131 nucleotides. RefSeq names its product MYC associated zinc finger protein (gene MAZ). The transcript is spliced from 6 exons. Gene Ontology annotation, cellular component: nucleus. Gene Ontology annotation, biological process: regulation of transcription by RNA polymerase II. Gene Ontology annotation, molecular function: RNA polymerase II cis-regulatory region sequence-specific DNA binding; DNA-binding transcription factor activity, RNA polymerase II-specific. The record is from RefSeq and is a predicted model, not a curated record. Lineage: Eukaryota; Metazoa; Chordata; Mammalia; Dasyuromorphia; Dasyuridae. Bases 776 to 2140 code for a protein of 454 amino acids.